Messenger RNA from Pungitius pungitius (ninespine stickleback), 5119 nucleotides. Its product is annotated as macrophage-stimulating protein receptor-like. The record is from RefSeq and is a predicted model, not a curated record. Gene Ontology annotation, biological process: protein phosphorylation; positive regulation of kinase activity; liver development. Gene Ontology annotation, cellular component: signaling receptor complex; plasma membrane; basal plasma membrane. Lineage: Eukaryota; Metazoa; Chordata; Actinopteri; Perciformes; Gasterosteidae. Bases 242 to 4375 code for a protein of 1377 amino acids. The transcript has 22 exons. Gene Ontology annotation, molecular function: ATP binding; hepatocyte growth factor receptor activity; protein binding.
UAUGUUACAGCCAACAUGGGGUAAACUCGGUGCCAGCGGGACUCAGGUGGUGUGAAGUAAGAAGCUGCUGCGGGUCAUUGAAUGGACCUUCACUAACAGCUAAUUUAUCUCUUAAAUAAUUCACAUUUGGAGACAUUCAGCCCCCUGCCAAAGUGAGGGCUCCCGCCGCCUCUCCAGAAUGCUCGCUUUGAGGAAAAUAUCUCGCAGGUGAUACUCGAUCGCGGUGGGCCGUGACGUGGAGAUGGUCACUUGUGCCGCCUUGCUGACACUGUGCAUAUGGAUACAAACGCAAACAGCCUCGGGACAGCACUCAUGUGUUCCUCCUCCAAAGAGGCUGCCGGAUUUCACCGUAAAAUACUCCCUCCCUCACUUCCAGACGGACAAACCCAUACAGAACAUAGCGUUGAACCUGGACGACAGUCGGUCGGACGUGUAUGUUGCGUGUCAGAACGUAAUUGAGGCAGUCAACUAUGAUAUGGAAAAAAUCUGGCAGGUUAAAACCGGACCUGUUGGCAGUCCCGACUGCGAAACCUGUGGGUUGUGCAGCACAGCAAUAGAUUCUGAGGACCCCGUGGACACGGACAACGAGGUUCUGCUCUUGGAUCGCUCUGCGUUUCCCUCUCCCUACUUGUACGUUUGCGGGAGUACUCAACAUGGGAUUUGUCACUUCAUUGACACCGGCUCUCCGCGGCCCGAGCCCGUCUGUUUAUACAAAACGGGGGAGCAAAACUCCCCGACCAGCUGUCCGGACUGUCUGGCCAGCCCCCUCGGCACCAAAGUCACCGUCGUCGACGACGGAGCCACAACGUUCUUCUUCGUCGCAGCUUCUGUCGAUGGCCGAGUGGCACAGAGGUACCCGAGGAGGUCGAUAUCGGUAGUGAGGCCACUGGCAACUGAGGAUGGGUUUUACUUGGUCACGAACGGCCUGACGGUGCUCCCCGGUCUGCAGGACUCUUACAAGAUUGAUUACAUCUACAGCUUCUCCACCAAGGAGUUCGUCUACUUCCUGUCGCUGCAGAGAGAAAACCCUCUCAGGAACAACUCGGCUUUUCAGACUCGCCUUGGACGACUGCCGAUACACACUCCGGAGGUGUGGAUGUACAGAGAGUUGGUCCUGGACUGUCGCUACGAACCAAAGCGCAGGAGGAGACAAAGCGAUAAGUUCAAAGACAUCGUGUACAAUGGGCUACAGGCGGCCCACUUUGGUCGCAGCGGGCAGGACUUUGCAAAGGAGCUGAGGGUGAAAGAGGCCGAGGACAUUCUCUAUGGGGUGUUCGCAGAAGUGAACGUGCACGGUGAAGCUAAAAAAAGCUCAGCCCUGUGUGCCUUCCCUCUGACUGAAGUAAACCUGGCCAUAGAAACAGGUGUGGAGGUCUGCUGCAAGUCGGGAAAAGAGCAGCUUUCGAGAGGUCUCUGUCACUUCCAGCCCUGCGAGAGCUGCCCACAUGAAGGCUCUGAAGGUGGUGACACCUGCAGUGCCAAACCCACUCUCGUGUCAAAGGCUUACUACAGAGUAGACGUCUUCAACAGGCAGAUGAGUGACGUCCUUUUCACUUCUAUCCUGGUCACCACUGUUGGAAAUCACACGCUCGGUCACUUUGGUACCUCGGAUGGCCGCAUUCUGCAGGUCAUUCUUUCUCUGUACGGGCCCGUUGUUUUUGCCAAUUACUCACUUGGAGAGGAUCCAGUGUCCAGGACAGCAGAUGUGUACUCAAACGAGUCCCUUCUCUUCGUAGUGGGAAAUAAGAUGUUCAGGGUGCCCUCUGCAGGACCAGGGUGUGCACAUUUCAUGACGUGCUCCAUGUGUUUGACGGCUCCACGCUUCAUGAACUGUGGCUGGUGUGCGGGACUCUGCUCGAGGCGGCACGAGUGCAGCACUGGGUGGAACAAAGACUCCUGUGCACCUGUCAUAACGGAGUUUUUCCCCAAAACAACACCUGCUGGUGCUGAGACAGAAGUGACCCUGUGUGGCUGGGAGUUCCGGUCUCCUGUGCCACCCGCCAUCAUCAGCGGCAAGACCCACACCGUCACAGUGGGCUCUGGGACCGUGUGCAGCGUGCUGCCCAAAAAGAGCAGUAGCCAAGUUCUAGUAUGCAAGAUUCAGGAAAACACUCCAAACCAGGACCUCAACAUCAGUCUGGAAGUCCACGAGGGGGAGGCUGCGGGCCGCUACUCAAUCGAAGGAAUCUCACAGAUUCCUGGCUUCUCUUUUGUGGAGCCGAUCAUCACAGCGCUCCGGCCUGAACGUGGGCCUGCGUUUGGAGGAACGAGGGUUACACUGACAGGAAGAUCUCUGGAUUCUGGGACGCAGAGAGACGUCUUCUUUGGGAACAAGAAGUGCACCAUCCAAAGUGUUCGCAAAGAAAACGGGCUUUCUUCGAUUGUCUGCCUUACAGCAGCUUCAGUCAAUGUUGGAGAGGUGCCUGUGACAAUCGUCAUUGACAACUUUAAUGUGACAACCACCAAGAAGUUCUCCUUCAAGAAAGACCCUGUUAUAACCGCCGUUUAUCCUAACUGCAGCUUCCAAAGUGGCUCCAAGCUGGUGGUCGAGGGUCAGAAUCUUGACUCUGCCCACGUAACUGUGGUUGAGUACACAUCCAAAAGUCCCAACAUACAAUCCCUUCGACGAAUCUGCAGCGGCACAAGUCAUGGAACAUAUUUGGAGUGCUGGGCACCGACCUUUCCAGAAAAACUGCCUGAAGAAAAGUCCGACACAGGAAUCAUUUCUAUUUACAUGGAUGGGAAUAACCUUUGGAAGAAGGUUAUGGACUACCACCCUGAUGCCAAAAUCAUUCCUUUCGAAAACGAUGACAAGGAAUUAACGUUGAAACCCGGGAUGACGGAAGUUUCACUGCAUCAUAGCAAACUGAACACAGUGAGCUCAUGCAUGACGAUCGCGAUGACCAUCGGGGGAGUGAACUGCAACGCCAUCGUCCUGUCCAACGAGGUGACCUGCAGGAUCCCCAAAGGCCUGGUUAUUCCUAGGGAGGGACUCCCUGUCGAGGUGCGGGUGAACGGGGAGGUUCACGCCGUGGGCACAGUCGUCAACGACAACGGCAACAACAACACCGUCAUCGCGGGGAUCGUGGUGGGCGUCAUCGCCGCGUCAGCGCUAGGUGCUGCCGUUGCGUUAGUUGUGAUGAUCCACCUGAGGAAGAAAAAGAGAGCCAACGUAGAGAACCGUUUGUCAACAAUGCUUUCACGCAACCGAAUUGGCAGCGGCCAUGAUAUCUCUCCGACAGGGGACUACAGACGAGUGGAUCUGUCCAGUCAAACAUCAGGUUCAGGAGGAAGGGCAUUCCAAGGUUUAUUGUAUGCUGCAAGCAAUGACCAUCUGUCCAUUCCUUUAAUAACGAGGGACAAUAUCUCAAUGGUCAGUCUGAGCUCGGAACUUCUUGAAGAAGUCAAAGAUGUUCUGAUCCCAGCUGAGAUGCUUCGACUUGAGGAUAGCCAGAUAAUUGGCAAAGGCCACUUUGGUACAGUUUAUCAUGGAUACCUGAUAGACAGCAAUAAGCAAGAGACCCACUGCGCUGUGAAGUCACUGAACAGGAUCACAGAUUUGAGGGAGGUGGACCAGUUCCUCAGAGAGGGCAUCAUCAUGAAAGGUUUCCACCACCCCAACAUUCUGUCUCUGCUGGGAAUCCUGCUGCCCAAAGAAGGGCUCCCUCUGGUGGUUCUGCCGUAUAUGAAGCACGGAGAUGUGCGUCACUUCAUCCGCUCUGAGAAAAGGAACCCAACAGUGAAAGACUUGAUUGGCUUCGGGCUCCAAGUUGCCACGGGGAUGGAAUAUCUAGCACAGAAAAAAUUUGUCCACAGAGACCUGGCAGCACGUAACUGCAUGCUCGAUGAAACCUUCACAGCGAAGGUGGCCGACUUCGGCAUGGCGAGGGACAUCUACGACAAGGAGUACUAUAGCAUUCAAGAUCACAAGCAGGUAAAGCUGCCAGUGAAGUGGAUGGCCAUCGAAAGCUUGCAAACACAAAAGUUCACCAUCAAGUCGGAUGUGUGGUCGUACGGCAUCUUAUUGUGGGAGCUCUUGACCAGAGGGGCCAGUCCGUAUCCAAGCGUGGACCCUUACGACAUCACACACUACUUGUUGAAGGGACGCCGGCUUCCCCAGCCGCAGUUUUGCCCCAACACACUCUACUCUGUAAUGCUGACCUGUUGGGACCCGGAGCCCGAGUGCAGACCGAGCUUCAGCAGCCUGGUAACCGAAGUGCACCAAAUCCUGUCCAGUCUGGUAGGAGAGCACUACAUCAAUCUGAAGGUUACCUACGUCAACUUGGACCAGCCACGGGCCUACCCGUCCCUCACUGGGUCUGCAGAUGAGGCUGAGGCCUCAGACUCGGACACAGACGGUGCUGCUGCCAGCUGAGGAUGCAAACCUGCACACGUAACUGAUUGAAAAGACACUCUAGGUACGACAAACUUGUUUUUCGCAGCUGAGACCAAGCCGCGGCUGGAAAUGUUCCCAUCCUUGCUACUGCGUUUUAUUUGUAUCAAAAUGGAGUGUGAUGAAAUGAAUGUGAGGUGUGCAUUUGUUUUCAGACUUUUAGAAUAGGAUGUUCUUGUAGAUACAAUAGACAGUUUGACUGUUAAACACGAUCAAUUUCAUCAAUUUCAAUGUCAACUUUCUGUUUUAUUACACAAUUCUCCUGCUAUUUGGGGAGAUCAUAAAAAUAAUCUCUUCAUAGAGGAAAUAGAAUGAGUACCUAAUACAAAGAACAUGUACACGUGAAAGCGUCCCACGGGAUGACAAUUCACUCGAUGUUCUCACAUUUAUAGCCAUUGAUAAUUUGCCAAAAGCCUUCUUCCUUAAUUAAACACGCUUCAAUCGCUGCUGCAGUGCAGUCUGCCUACUGCAGCCGGCUCAACACAACCAGGACCACUACAAUGUAUUUAUUCAACCAAACCAACACAGCAUAACAUUCUGUCCACAAUGUGUCCUCUGUUUCCUUCAUGUUAUUACAAUGAUCUUCACAGCAAAUGAAACAAUCUAUUAGGAUUGAGAAUUUUGGCACUGAUUUGUCAAUGUUCGAACUGACAAUGUGUUUUUUUUAAAAAUGAUGUUGACCAACAACCUUUCUACCCCUGGUAAUAAAAUUGGUUCAUCACUGCA